This is a messenger RNA of Trichobilharzia regenti, 154 nucleotides long. The record is from the annotation of a GenBank genome assembly. Lineage: Eukaryota; Metazoa; Platyhelminthes; Trematoda; Strigeidida; Schistosomatidae.
AUGGAUAAUGAUAGGCCGCAAUCAUCCAUACCGAAAAGGCGUGUAUUAAAACGAGGGAAAUCUGGGGAAACCUCAGACAAUGACAUUAAUCCACUUAUGAAGAAGACUGUUUUGUACAGUCAAAAGAGACCGGAUGAUUCAAAAGACGACUUCU